ACAUAACUGCAUGUCUCGAUCUUUUAAUCUUGUUUUUUUUUAAGUAACUCGCACAUUACAUAAUAUAUGAAGUUACUUCAUCAAGCUUACCGUUUGUUGGUUAUUAUACUUUCAUUAGUAACAGGAACCUCAAAAGCGGCGCGUAAUUACGCGAAGCCAGGGUGCAAUGAUAUGUGUGGAAACGUGAUGAUUCCAUACCCUUUUGGAAUUGGAUCAAAUUGUGCUGUAAAUGAAUGGUACAAUGUUGAUUGCGUGAUCUCGGAACGGCCAUAUCUAUCUGAAUUCAACAACCUUGAGGUAUUGAAUAUAAACUUGGAACAACAAACCGUAACUGUGAAUGCCUCGGUAACUUCUGAUUGCCAGAAUCCUGUCCGGGACAGCAAUCAAAUCUUAAACGUUGAUCUUGAUAACAGCCCGUUUUUGUUUUCCAGAUCACGCAACAAAUUUGUUGUGGAAGGGUGUGGUAAUGCGGUCAUCUUGGACAACAAUCGUAGAUUAAUACUCACGGGUUGUUCCAACACUUGUCGCAAUGACACUUCUAGCGACAAAAAUAAGUGUAUUGGAAUCGGUUGUUGUGAAAUGACCCUUCCUUAUUAUCUCAAGUCCUACAGUGUGAAUCUUACCGCCUUGGAAAGCCUGGGUCGCCAAAAUGGAGCUUGUGGGUCGGUUUACUUGGUUGAUGAGGAAUCAUAUCUUGGUCAUGGUAGCUCCUAUGUGCCAUUAUCACUUUUGUGGACGCUAGUGGAACGCGAUAUGAAUCAAAUAAGUUGCAAGUCUUUGCGGCCCUCUAGACUGAAAGUGGAUUUGGGUAACCGCACUUCAAUGGAGUCUUGGAAAUGCAAUAUUAGAUACGGAAACUCAUCAUCAAACGAAAACCCUUAUUUACUUUUUGAUGAAGAAAAAGAUGAGUGUGUGCGGUGCAGAGAUAGCGGAGGUCGCUGUGUCUAUGACACCGAAUAUGUUGAUGGCAUUGCUUACAACAGGAACUUCACUUGUAAAUAUGAUCCAAGAAAUCCUGACAAUUAUAAAACCAAAUCAGCUGGAUCGCCUUUGGGGUUUAUAUUAGGUGUCAGCUUAAGUGCGGGUGUCAUUUAUUUUGUGGCAAUCGGUUACGCAAUUUACAAAUUGAUCAUGCGUACAAAAGACAAUAGACGAAGAAAAUUGUUUUUUAAACGCAAUGGUGGAUUACUCCUAAAACAACAAGAAGAAGCUGACCCGUCUGCAAUUGAUAAAAUUAUAUUUUUCACAUCACGUGAAUUGGAGAAGGCCACUAACAACUUCAACGUGAACAGAAUUCUUGGACGAGGAGGCCAAGGUACAGUGUAUAAGGGGAUGUUAGCUGAUGGAAGGAUUGUGGUGGUUAAGAAAUCAAAGAUAGUAGAUGAAAGACGAUUGGAGCAGUUCAUCAAUGAGUUGGUCAUACUUUCCCAAGUCAAUCACAGAAAUGUGGUCAAACUCUUGGGAUGUUGCUUAGAGACAGAGGUUCCUCUAAUCGUUUCUGAAUUCAUUUCGAACAAGACCUUGUAUGACCACAUUCAUUUUGAACCCGAUGAGUUCCAACUUUCUUGGAAAAUGAGAUUACAAAUAGCAACCGAGGCUGCCGGAGCACUUGCUUACUUGCAUUCAGCUACCUCAAUUCCAAUAUACCAUAGAGACAUCAAAACAACCAACAUACUCUUGGAUGAUAAGUACAGAGCUAAAGUUUCCGACUUUGGGAUUUCAACGUUCACGUCAAUUGACCAAACUCAUAUGACUACAUUAGUCAAGGGUACGUGUGGCUACCUAGAUCCAGAGUAUUCCCAAUCUAGCCAAUUCACUCAAAAGAGUGACGUUUAUAGUUUUGGAGUUGUUUUGGUUGAGUUGUUGACAGGAGAAAGACCAAUUUCCGUAAUUAGAUUUGGUGGAAAUAGAAGUUUGGCUAUGCACUUUGUUUUGGCUAUGGAAGAAGGGCUUGCUAUGUCUAUUUUUGAUCUGAUGGUGAUUAAAGAAGCUACCAAGGAUGAGCUACAGGCGGUAGCAAACCUUGCAAUGCGAUGCUUAAAAAUGAAUGGGAAGAAUAGGCCAACAAUGAAAGAAGUAGCUACAGAGUUAGAAACCAUAAGGACGUCACAUAUUCCCUCUAUUCUAUAAAAUUAUACUGGACUUGUAAUGUACUAAUGUUUAUGGGGGAAUUAUCCAGCCAUGCUAACAUAGGCAAAUCAACAUCAAGACUCUUGAGCCUGUCGAUGGUCAUAUUAAUCAUCGAUAAAGAGAAGUUAAAGACGGUUAUAUACUUAUUUUUCAUCAUGCAUGUAAAUAAUAUAUAGCUUACACUUCCAUUUAUCAUAUCGUGCUGUUGAGUAUGUAAUAAAAGCAUAAAUCUACCUGAAGUAUCCGACU
Molecule: messenger RNA, 2379 nt
Organism: Erigeron canadensis
Lineage: Eukaryota; Viridiplantae; Streptophyta; Magnoliopsida; Asterales; Asteraceae
Product: wall-associated receptor kinase-like 1
Exons: 3
Coding region: 67-2130 (687 amino acids)
Biological process (GO): protein phosphorylation; cell surface receptor signaling pathway
Cellular component (GO): plasma membrane
Molecular function (GO): ATP binding; polysaccharide binding; protein serine/threonine kinase activity
Source: RefSeq, a predicted model, not a curated record